AUGGAAAUGUUUAAGUGUCAAAAGGAAAAGGUUAUCCCUAUACGUGUUAUCGAUUCCUACACUUAUAUGAACACUGAUCCACCAAUUCCUACAGAUGUGAUAAAUAGUGGUCUAGAGAGAACGCUAGAUGUUGAUUCAUCACCGACCUGGGAAAUUAACGAAUUCUUUCAGGAAAUGACCUACCCAACACUUUAUCCAUGUGAUCAAGGAGGUGAACUGGAUUCAAGACGAUCUAUUCCAACGCCUUUACGGGAUAAGAAAGUCAAAAUACACAAACGAAAGAGACCGACGGACGAAAAUCGAGAGAAAGAAACGUCCAACGUAACAAAUAAUAAAACAACACAUGCUGAAGCAAAAGAAGCUUAUAUUGAGGAAGAAUUAGAUAAACAAACUAUUAAACCAGUAACAUUAUUUGAGUUCAUGGGCAAAGUUAAAAACAUGAAUUUAUGAAUAAUUGUGGCUAUCAUGAUAAGAAUUUUAAUAAAAGUUUUAAUAAAAAUAAAAAGUUAAAACUAAAAUCAAUAAUUAAAAUUACAAUUCGAUAUUUCGGCCUAUUGAUUCGGUCAUUUUUAAGUUGUUCCUCGUACAAAAAAUUCAAAAACCUUUUUCUGAUUUUUAUAUCGAUAUUUUUUUUCUUCUUCUUUCCCCUUUUUUCUGUAUUUCUUUUUUCUUUUCUUUUUUCUCUAUUUUCUUUCUAGUGAGAGCUAUAAUGUAUUUUUAUACGAUUGAACUCACUUAAAUAAAUAAAGUUUAAAUCAAUAGUUUACUUGCGAAUAGUAAAAAUCACUCUUAUGCUUCGGAAGAUUUCUAGGAAACCGUUUCAAAAACCAAAGUAUUUUCUGUUGAUUUUUAGAAUGUUUAUUCAACUGCAUAAUAUUGACCAAGGAAGAUAGAGUACAGCUUCAUAAGCUGACAUUUAGAUGGAUCUUAUCUGGUGUAUGAAUUUUUUAAUUUUACUCAAAAUAAAAAUAGACAAAAAUGGGUUAUUUAACCCAAUAUAAGUUUGUAACAGGUUUUUGAAAGUUUAUUGAAACAUAAAUGUUACCAUGAGAUUCAGUGCGGUCGGUUACUUACGUUUCCAUUAUUUUCGGAAUUACCACAUCCAAAGAAACAUUGAUUCUGGGGCUCGCAGGAAAUCUGAUACCAUGUCUGAACCAGGAAAAAUUAAGAGUUCGCUUAACCCUUUAACGGGCGAAUUUUGGAUAGCGAAGUUCUGUUGCUGCCGAUGCUGCAGUCAGGUAGGCCGUGGCUUAGACUAUCAUGCACGUUGAUCGGGUCAACAAUAUUGAGGUACUGCACGCG
This is a messenger RNA of Didymodactylos carnosus, 1302 nucleotides long. The record is from the annotation of a GenBank genome assembly. NCBI's taxonomy places the organism in Eukaryota, Metazoa, Rotifera, Eurotatoria, Philodinida, Philodinidae.